Xenia sp. Carnegie-2017 is the source of this 3683-nucleotide messenger RNA. RefSeq names its product protein SMG5-like. Gene Ontology annotation, molecular function: telomerase RNA binding; telomeric repeat DNA binding; protein binding. Gene Ontology annotation, cellular component: telomerase holoenzyme complex. NCBI's taxonomy places the organism in Eukaryota, Metazoa, Cnidaria, Anthozoa, Malacalcyonacea, Xeniidae. The record is from RefSeq and is a predicted model, not a curated record. Gene Ontology annotation, biological process: nuclear-transcribed mRNA catabolic process, nonsense-mediated decay. The coding region runs from base 157 to 2919 and encodes 920 amino acids. The transcript is spliced from 20 exons.
UGGAAAAGAGUAGGGAGUAGGUUAGUGGUAAAUAUGGCUAUUCAGUUGAAAAUGGCUGGAAUUUUGUCUUUCUUGAAGAAAUAUGUCGUUUGACUACGCUCUUUUCUCGUUUUUUUCCAAAUAUUAUGAAAACCUUGAACAUAAUGCUAUCGUAGGAUGGAGGAACCGGGAGAUUCCAAGGAGAAAAAUGAUGAAGGUUCGUCAGAAAACUCAAACGAAGCGGAGAAAGCGCUUCGACUUUUCAGAUCAUCUGUUCAAGUAGCUCAGAAAAUAGAUAGUCAAAUCAAAUCUUCCUCUUCAUGGCAAGAACUCUUUAGUUCUGAUGUCAUUUUACGAAGGCAAAGACUUCGGGACAGCUGUGAACUUUUAUUGUUUUCGUACCCCGAGGAUUAUGGUCGUAAAUCCGAGGAACUUUUAUGGAGAAAAGUUUGUUAUGACAUUAUUCAAAAACUGAAGUACUUUCGAAAGAAAAGCAUUGAUGAUGCUGACCUCUUGACUGUGUAUCGUUCCCAUCUGCGAUCGGCCAUGACUUUAUAUCAACAUCUCCUUGUCAAAAUUCAAAACAUAUCAAAAAUUAAUCUUCGUGACUUCAUAGACUGGCUGCCUACUCUUCAAGGGCUUGAUCAUGACGUAAAAGGCAAACAUCUUCGGCAAUCGUGGGUGUUUUCUACUUGUCAAAGAAUUCUGAUUUAUCUAGGCGACUUAGCUCGAUAUCAACAAGAACUUGAUGGAGAGUCAAGUCGUGAUAUGGCUGAGAGAUUUUACCACCAAGCAAUAUUUAUUGGUCCAGAUUUAGGUAUGCCGUAUAACCAGCUUGGUACAUUAUUCUGGGAUCACCGUUAUGGUUGUAGGUCUGCCUACUAUUAUUUGAGAUGUUUGAUGUCUGGGUCGCCAUUCGAAGGAACGGAAGGCAAUCUUCUUCGUUUGUUCGAAGAAAAUCACAAAACACUUCAACAACAGCAACAGGCAUUAGUUGCAGAAAUGGCAGAGAGUAAAGUCAGGCUCACUGCGUCCAGUCGUUUUCUUACGCAAUUUUUAUAUCUUCAAGAAAUAUUUUACAAGUCGAUAAAUUUAACUGCCGAAGACUUGGAAAAACUGACGAAUUUUAUCCUCCAAGAACUAGACAUGUCGCUAAAUCAUACAUACGAAAUUACAAAUCAAUUGACAAAAAAGACGAUGGCGGUUGAUAAAAAAACAUCUUUGAAGUCUUCACUAAAUGAAGAAAGCAAUGGUGAACAUUUAAUGGACACAAGGACGUUGGUUGAAAUGCAGGCUUUGUUGGUCAUAAUGAUAGAACGUAUGAAAAUAAAAGGUUCUAUUCAACUGCCAGACGCUCAUUCUUUCUUCAUGAAAUUUCUAACGGAAAUCAUUCGUCAUUUAUUCUCUAACUUGGAGACUUCAAAAUCCACUGGUUCAGUUGUUAAUCAACUUAACUCAAAUGGCUUUAUCAAAAAUGGUUUCACCCCUCUCCGUGAUGGUAAUGUUUGUUCCGACGAUAAUAUGGUGAUGAAAGCAAAACUUUUAAAAAAGAAACUGCUGACACAAAGACGUCGCAGGCGUCGCCAUAGCACUCUGAGUGAUAGCGGUUCUGAAGAGAGUGAGGAUCAUGAGGGGGUUAGCAGUGAUUUAAGCGAAGGAGAGUUGGAUGAUCUAUUGAACGAGGCAUUAAGUGAAGAUGGCAGUGACUUUUCUAGUCUUUCUGAUGACGAAUAUUCAGACAGUAAAAAAAUUGUCAACGGUGAACAUUCAGCAGACUCCAUUUCUCCCAAAAGCGUUCCAAUUCGUCAUCAUAUCUUGACAAACGUAGUUAAAGAAGAUCUGCUCAUGGUUCUUAAAAUUUCUCUUGAUUGGCUCCGACUCAAUCCUGAGGUGGUUAAAUGUCCCAAUUCGGCAGCCAUGUUCUCUCAACUUGUCUCACUUUUGAACAUUCUACCAAAACAAGAAGAAAUAUAUCGUAUUGGAAAAUCCAAAGACAGCAUCUUGCAUGACAUAAUUGACGAGAAUGUUGACGAGUCCUGGGUACAAAAGUAUGGAAUACGGGAAGAUAUUUCCCUUCUCGGUUUUAGUCCUCUGGCAAAACUUCACGGCCGUUUGGAUUUUUUCUGGUGUAAAAACGUAAAGCACAGGAAACUGCGUGAGGUUGUGAUUCGCUUGCAAAGUAUUAAAGCCAAUUCUGUUUAUCUCGCUUCUCUGGAGAAUGUUACUUUUGUUUAUGACAGAAAGUCUGAUGUUUACUCCACAGUUAAACCAACUGCCGUAAAUGGAGAAGUUGACAAGGCUCACGUGAAGGAAAAUGAACGUCGAACGAAACUUAUGAAGACUAUGGCAAAGCAACGUUUACAAUCUGAGGUGGCGGAUCUCGAAAAUAAAGUUAAAUCCCAAUCGCUCUCUCCCAGUCCUUUUCUCAUUCCGGAUGCGCCCACGAUCUGCGCUCAGCUGCAUGUAUUACGACAACUUGUGAACACACGGAAUUUUGUCAUUGUUGUUCCAGUCCAAGUUAUUCAGGCUUUAGACGAGUUGAAGAAAUUCAAUCCCGGUGCGAGAGAAGCCAUAAAGUAUUUGGAGCAAGAAUUGAAAAAGGGAAACCGUUGGAUUAGGGCUCAAAAAGAAAGUGAAAGUACAUCAACACGAAGUCAAAAACGUGGUAAACAGGAAGAAAUAUCGAUAUGGCGCUUCAACCAGGUCGUCAACUGCUGUUUGUAUUUUAUGGAGCAGUCAGGACCAGGCCUGGUUACGUUGCUCACUGAUGACGGGGAUAUUGAGACCUUGAAAAAGAAGUCCGGUCGGGGAAAUGCCGCUAUCGCUGUGGGAACAAAAGCUACACCUCAAGCCGUGGAACUCGCUCUUAAGAACAACAUCAACGUCCAGUCGAUCAAAUCAUUUCGAGCUCAGUGUACUGGCAAAAACUCGGUGACGUAAUGAAUAUAUGAGUAAGAAUAUAUGGUAUAGCGGUGUUUAAUUACGAAGCCCAAUCGAAAUUCUCCGAAGAUAAACCGACGUGUGUUAGUGCUGCUGGUACGAAUAUAGUGGGCUCUCUCUCGGAAGAAUGACCUCACUUUGCCAUAUAAGGAAAGAUGCUAGCUGCAGAUUUUAUUAUUUUCAAGUUGCUAGCCUAAUCAAAAUUGCACUUUGAAAUCUGCACUUCCCUUUGGUGACCCAAGCUAUAAAUGACGUACAACAAAUACCACGAACCUCGCAGCAUGUAGGAGAAUUUGACGACCGGAGAAUGUCUCCUUUAUAGUGACAGGAUUGGUUGCCUUGAAGAUAAUUUCAUCGGUGGAUUCUUUAAAAGUCUGUGCUUGUAAACAUAAUCGAUAAUAGUGAAUGUAUUGGAUAAUCUUAAUUCAUCAUUGUAUUGGAUAAUCUUAAUUCAUUAUUGUAUUGGAUAAUAUUAACUCAUCAUAUUGGAUUUUCUCGAAAGUAGCUUAGUUAGUUUCCAUGGUUUGAAUAUAACGUUUUUCUGUCCUUGCUUUAUUGUUCCUUUCCCUAGACUCGAGUUGAAUUGUGUGGCGUUAAAAUGUUCGGACUUUGUUUAUCGUGGCUUUGUACUAUGUUAGAAAGUAAUUUGCUUGUCAUUAGCCUUGUUCAUUAUAGUCUAUAUCACCUAGUCUAUUGUGUUUGUAGUAUGUAAAUUUAAUGUAAUUGUCGCUGAAUUUUGCGUAAAUAUAUGAUUUUUGUCUCUA